AUGAGCGCGCUGCGAGUCAGGCCGGCCCCAGCGGGUCCCCGCGGUCUCCCCGCGAGGGCGCGCCGACGACGCGCUCCGGAACCGCCGCCGGCGCCGCCACCCGCCGGGGAGGACCGACCAGAGUGCGCGCGCGCGGUCGAGGGCCCCGCCUCCUCGCGACGGGGGCCCCCGUGCGAAUGCCACCGCGGUGACCGCUCAAGGACCAACAGUUUUUAUGUACUUACAAACCGAAUGUCUUGUAGGAGUCGAAUUAUGAUUGUGGUGUGCUUGGCAUGCUGGGUAAUAGCGGAAGAAUGCUGGGCAGCAAAAUUGUCUGCCAAUCGCGUCAAUCUCAUGGACCAGAAUUCCCUAAGGCCACAACAUCAGCUGAGUACCCGCACCCUGCUGAGAAGCAAAGACUGGGUGAAGAUAACGGAGUCGCCGGAAGCGGUGAUCAGUUCCCAGCUCGGUGAGAGAGUGGAACUCAACUGCGAGGCUAUUGGCAGCCCUGCUCCUAGCAUACACUGGGUGCAGGGACUGACGCCUCUUGCGCAGGGAGAAGGGGCGUUGGAGGACAACGCGGUGACCAACGACGUGGGCCUGGCCAGCGGCGGGAUGGCCAAGGUGCGGUCGCGGCUGGUGCUGGACUGCGUCAUGCCGCGCCACGAGCAGCCGUACACGUGCGUGGCGUCCGCCGCGGGGCAGACGGCCGUCGCCGCCCCCGCCAUGCUGCUCGUGGAAGACGGCGGCACCAGCAACCUGACCGCCCUGCUGUCGGCCUGCCCCGGCUCGAGGGGGAGCGCGGCCCGGAUCACCGGCUGGAGCCCCCUCUACAUGGACAACAUGGGCAACGACGUCGCCCUGCAGUGCUCCGUGCAGGGCCGGCCCCGGCCCCAGGUCUACUGGCUGGACGGGGACUCGGGCCUCGUCGCCAACACGCAGCCCAGAUACAAGGUUCUCCCCAGCGGCGAUCUGCUCAUCGAGAAGCUGAGGUGGGCGGACAUGGGCACCUACACGUGCGUGGCCGCCAACGCACACUCGAAGGACGCCGCCACCACCUUCCUGUACCCUGUCCUGAACGAGGAACGCUAAGUGGCGGCAACGAGAUUUUCCGUUCUGAAGUCUGAUGAUUGCUAGUCAGUAGCUUGUGUGUCCAUACCUGUACAGCUGCUAUUGUCCGUAACCUCUACCAGAGAUAUUAUUGUAUUACAUGUUCGUACUAAACACUACGCUACUGCACCUUA
Bacillus rossius redtenbacheri is the source of this 1223-nucleotide messenger RNA. It is a transcript of the gene ImpL2, whose product is annotated as neural/ectodermal development factor IMP-L2. Gene Ontology annotation, cellular component: plasma membrane; axon. The record is from RefSeq and is a predicted model, not a curated record. Gene Ontology annotation, molecular function: cell-cell adhesion mediator activity. Lineage: Eukaryota; Metazoa; Arthropoda; Insecta; Phasmatodea; Bacillidae. The transcript has 8 exons. Gene Ontology annotation, biological process: dendrite self-avoidance; axon guidance; homophilic cell-cell adhesion. Bases 1 to 1071 code for a protein of 356 amino acids.